Aspergillus fumigatus Af293 is the source of this 3258-nucleotide messenger RNA. RefSeq names its product Na+/H+ antiporter Nha1. The record is from RefSeq and is a predicted model, not a curated record. NCBI's taxonomy places the organism in Eukaryota, Fungi, Ascomycota, Eurotiomycetes, Eurotiales, Aspergillaceae. Gene Ontology annotation, cellular component: plasma membrane. Gene Ontology annotation, molecular function: sodium:proton antiporter activity. Gene Ontology annotation, biological process: proton export across plasma membrane; sodium ion export across plasma membrane; regulation of membrane potential.
AUGGCGUGGCAUCACUUGGACAUCGAUAAGCCUCACCUGGCGUACAUGAUCCUCGGCGGCUUCACGGGGCUGUUCAUGCUUUGCUCGCUCUUCGUCAAGGAGAAACUAUACAUUGGUGAAGCAACUGUGGCCACGCUGUGUGGUAUCAUCUUUGGUCCUCAUGCCGCCAAUCUGUUCAACCCUGCCGAAUGGGGCAACGUCGACAAAAUCACUCUCGAAUGUUCGCGCAUUGUCCUCGUCGUUCAGUGCUUCGCCGUCGGCGUCGAAUUGCCCAAAGCGUACAUGGAACGUCAUUGGAAAUCUGUUAGUCUUUUGCUCGUUCCUGUGAUGACUUGGGGCUGGUUGGUCACUAGUUUGUUCAUUUGGUGGAUGGUACCUCCUCUCAACUGGCUAGAGAGUCUCGUAUGCGCCGCUUGUGUGACAGCUACCGACCCCGUCUUGGCCUCUUCGGUUGUUGGUAAGGGUAAAUUCGCCAAGCGAGUUCCCAAACAUCUGCGAGACCUUCUGUCCGCCGAGUCCGGCUGCAACGACGGCAUGGCCUUUCCGUUUAUCUACCUGGGGUUCUACAUCCUGCGCUAUCGCCCCGAUGCAGGAAAGGUGUCACUCAACUGGUUCUGUGUGACGAUUCUCUAUGAGUGUAUCUUUGGCGCAAUCUAUGGAUUUCUCAUUGGAUAUAUUGCUCGCCAUGCCAUCAAGUUCGCCGAGCGUAAGCAGUUGAUUGAUCGGGAGAGUUUCCUAGUCUUCUAUUUCGUGCUGGCCGUGUUCUGCGCCGGCUCUGGAAGUUUGCUGGGUAUGGAUGACCUUCUGAUAGGCUUUGCUUGCGGCGUCGGUUUCAGCAACGACGGCUGGUUCACUGAGAAGACCGAGGAAUCUCACGUGUCCAACGUCAUUGAUUUGCUUCUCAAUCUGGCAUACUUCGUCUAUUUCGGAUCUAUCAUCCCCUGGGAGGACUACAACAACCCGGAGAUCGGCCUCGUGCCCUGGAGGCUCGUAGUCAUCGCGAUCCUGGUCAUCUUCUUCCGCCGGAUUCCGAUCAUGAUGUUAUUGAAACCAGUCAUCCCGGACGUCAAAACGUGGCGUGAGGCUCUUUUCGCGGGCCAUUUCGGACCCAUCGGUGUCGGUGCCAUCUUCGCCGCAAUUCUAACCAGGGCUGAACUCGAAACCGAUAGCACCCAGCCAUUGUCGGAGAAAGAGCUGCCCCAACCAGGGUCACCCGACUAUUAUAUAGUGCAGCUGAUCUGGCCCAUCACCACCUUUAUGGUUAUCUCCUCCAUUUUGGUCCACGGUUCGUCGAUCGCCGUCUUUACCCUUGGAAAGCGUAUCAAUACCUUGACCGUCACGCUGUCGUACACGACCGCCAACGAAGAGGGACCCUCUUGGAUGAACCGACUACCUCGCGUACAGUCGUUGGCCAAAGGGUCAAUGUCCUUCCGCAAGACCGACGGAGACGACUUGGGUGAUUCGUCCACUGAGCCGGAAUUCCCUCCUGGAACUCUGCCGCCGAUUGGCGUUCCCGGGAACUUUUUGCGACGGGUUCGUGAGGAAGAGUCCGAGACCCCCACCGGCCGACCCUCUAGCCGCAAGACUCGAAGGCGCCGUAGGCGGGAUGAUGGAGCUGGAGGUCCGAUCAGCCAGUCGGCCAUUAUGCCUCAAAGGCCGGCCGAGGCUGGUGAGGAGACUGAAAAGGCUGGUGGGGAGGCUGAAAAGGCUGGUGAGGAGGCUGAGAAAUCAAAGGAGGAAGCCCAGGAGCGAGAGAAGAUUGAACGGGGAGGAUCUCCACCGACCCACGAGCGUGAUCGGUUUGGCCGGGAACCUGUCGUAGAGGUGUACCUGGAAGGCCAUACGAUGAUCAUCGAAGACGAAGAAGGCAAUGUCUUGAAGACAGAAGAUAUUAGUCAUAAAUCGCCCGAGGAACGGCAACAGCACGUUGAAGAACAAAAGCGGCAGCUGCAGAAGGAUAAGUCGGGCGAAUUGUCCAAAUCCCGAAGCCAGCCACAUGAGAAGACUGAAGGGGAACAAAUCCAACAUGCAGUGGGAGAUGCGGCCGGACCCUCGCUAGGAAAGGCUCGCAAACAGUUCGGCAAAUGGGUCGGCUGGGGCAAAGGUCGUGGCGAACAAGCGGAAAGCAAGGAGGCGAAGAAAGCUGCGGAGAAGAAAUCAACCGAAUCCGGCAAGCCGGCCAAGCCCAAAGCUCGUUCGGCUCACGCGUAUCAAUUCGGCAAUACCAUCAUCGUCGAGGAUGAGGAUGGCGAAGUCAUCAAAAAGUACUCCAUUCCCGCCGCUGGCAAGGUUGAAGGCGGAGCCCCUGGCCGCCGCGGCCUAGGACGAAUGGGAACCUGGUUUGGUAAAGACGGCGAGGCGGAAACCUCGCAAGCUGCACAGAACAAGAAGACAAGCAAGGACGAGUGGCUAGCGGACGAUGGCCUGCGGUUCACCCUGGCCAACGACGACGAAGUCAGCAAGCGAGGUGUCGGUCACAAGGGCCGUCGCAUGACGAAACAUGAGUUUGCCGAGCAGAUCAAGAACCUGGACCCUAAGGCUCGUCGCCAGUUGGUCGAGGAGACUGACGUUCCUGAGCGUGUGAAGAAUGUGGCUCGGGACGAGGCCGAACAGCGAGAAUCUUCCCGAGCACAACCUGUUGAAAUGCCGGUAUCACCUGGCACACAGGUUGAAACCCGCGGCAUCGACCAGUUCGACUCUGACAGCGAGACCACCGGCGAUGAAUCGGUACAGGACAUUCCCGGGCCCGACGUGGCUGCUUCGGUCGCUCGGGUCACUCGAGGCUCGGCUGCACAGGAGCGACGCAAUCAACUGGAGCCGUCGGACUCGCCUUCCAGGCCUCGUCCGCGGUCGAGAAGAGACUCCGAAGACGAUGGUACCGAGCGGAUCCCGCCAGCUCGCCUCCGAGAAGCAGCCGGUCUUGCGCCUCGCCCCCAAGAAGCCGACUUCGACGACACAGGUGAAACACCUGCAGAGCGUCGUCGUCGUCUGGCGGCCCUGGGAGAAUUGCACAACGACUCGGACUCUGAUGACCCGGAGGCCGCAGUCGAAGACACGGACAGCGAUGACAAUAAUGAAUUCCGCCAAGUGCGAGGAAGAGUUCAGUUUGCGGAUGGCUCUCGGGCAUCUCCGCGAAGAGACGAUGCUGGAAUUGUAAGCGGACUUCCGUCGGCGUCACCGGACCAAUCUCAAUCCCCGGGUCGUAGGGGACACCGUACACGCAUUUCAUGGGGUGGAGAGAAAGGUCGCGAGAGUUGA